Myxocyprinus asiaticus (Chinese sucker) is the source of this 831-nucleotide messenger RNA. It is a transcript of the gene odam, whose product is annotated as odontogenic, ameloblast associated. The transcript is spliced from 10 exons. Bases 122 to 718 code for a protein of 198 amino acids. The record is from RefSeq and is a predicted model, not a curated record. NCBI's taxonomy places the organism in Eukaryota, Metazoa, Chordata, Actinopteri, Cypriniformes, Catostomidae.
AGGGCUUUGAAGACCCACAGGACAGAGCAAAUCACUGCUGGUCUGGAGGCUGAGGACAGAGCGAUCCCUCCACAGAAGAACCACUGCAAGAGCACCUGUCUCAGUCACCCAGCUUUCCAAAAUGAAGUUUCAGGCCAUUCUUUCCUUGGCCGGACUUCUCAGCGUUUGCACUUGUGUCCCUGUUUACCAGCCACAGAUUGGAAUAAUUACAAGUAACAGUAAUGAGAUUUUGGGUCUCAACGCACUCACUCUGGCAGGUGUCGGUUUGGGACAAGCACAGGGUACACAAUUUCUUUCCCCUUUCCUGAUUCAGCAGCAGCCCCCACAGGUGCUGAACUUUAACCCUCAACUGCCAGGACCCUUCUUUCCCCCUCAAAUAAACCAACUGAACCCAGCCCAGAUGCCCCCAUUACGGCAGGAGCAGCCUGUACCGCGCCUUGGUCCCAAUAGUGCCAUACCGGCUCAGAAUCCUGCCCAGAUUUUUCCAUACUUCCUGUCUAAUCUAUUUCCUCUGAGGAACAACCCUGUAAGACUGCCAACAAACCAGAACCCUGGCUCAAAUGUUCAAGACCAGGCUAACAAGCAACCAAUACAACCAUUCCAGAACAAUGGAAAAGCAGCGGACUCGAGUGUAACAUCUGCUCCAGAUUACCGUGGUGAUCGUCCUGGUCCUGGAAUUGGAGAGGGGCAUCUUGGCAUCCCAUUGUUUGAGCCAUAGGGUUCUUAGAAGAUUUUCAUUGUUAACAGAAUUAAGAUAUGCCACCAAGGAGACCCCUUCCAGGAGAUACUUUUGUUCAACACAUUCAAAUAUCACCAAAUAAAUAACUGGCU